GCUAACCUUGGCUAAGUAACGAGCUCGCACUUGUAGGUCACACAAGAUGGCUGCCUCCAGUGAGAGUACGUUUUUUGAAGGGACAGAAAAGCUGCUGGAGGUCUGGUUUUCUUCAACUAAAGAAUCAGAAAAACCGGACUUAAGAACAGUUGAAAUGUCCGAGUGGAAAAAGCUAAUGAAGCUUGUGAAUUGUGAAAUAAUCAGCCAGGCAGUGACAGAGGAUAUGGACGCCUAUGUGCUGAGUGAGAGCAGUAUGUUUGUCACUGAACGCCGAUUCAUCCUUAAAACGUGUGGGACCACCACGCUGCUGAAUGCCAUUGAACCGCUCCUGAAACUGGUCAAGGAAAAAUGUGGUUUUGACUCUGUCGCUGACAUUUUCUACUCCCGCAAGAAUUUUAUGCAGCCGGAUUUACAGCACCAUAUCCAUCGCUCGUUUGAAAAUGAAGUUGUCCAUCUUGACAGCAUGUUCAAGAAUGGGGCUGCAUACUCCUUGGGCCGCAUCAACAAGGACUGCUGGUACCUGUACACACUGGACGAGGUGGGAGUGUCACAGCCAGACCAGACUGUCGAACUGUUAAUGUGGGAUCUGUGUCCGAAGAAGAUGAAGAUCUUCACAAAAGAGGUCAGCAAGGACGGAAAGGAAGCAACCCACAGGUCGGGGAUAGACAAGAUAAUCCCAGGAGCCAAGAUAGAUGACUUCCUGUUCGACCCAUGCGGGUACUCAAUGAAUGGGCUCAUGCCGGAGGGCAAAUACAUCACUAUUCAUGUGACGCCCGAGCCCAAUUGUUCCUACGUGAGCUUCGAGAGCAAUGUGCCGCAGGAGUCUUACAAUGAGCUGGUGAUGAAGGUUCUGGAAACAUUCAACCCGGGCAAGGUCCUCAUGACCAUAUUCGCGAACAAGGAAUCAAUUGCAAGUCAGAGCCACAAGGAUCUGGACGCUGUGCUGGACGAGGGCCAGUACAGUCGCGUGGACCACCAGUUCUGUAUGUUCAAGAAUUACAACCUGACAUACACAUACUUCACCCGGCCUGUCAUCUAGGGGUACGAAAACAGAGGCGAUUGGUCAAGCUGCAUAAUACGCGAGUCGGAUGUCAGGGACGUAUUGUCUGCAAAAUGUAGGGUUAUCAAUGUGGAGAAAUCUUCUCAGAAAAAUCUUCCUGUCUUUGUUGCUCUGGAAGAUUCUGUUGAAGAUACAAGUUCUUCUCCUAUAAUCUUGAAAGAUUUAAAGAACUGUACAUCAGUCAGUAUUAAUAUGUUGGUGACCUCUGACCUGUGUAAAGUAUGCGCUGAUCGACCCUCUGUUGACUAUUUCAGUCAAUGUUUUGUACCGUUAUCCUUCCUUCGAAAAUUAGGUAUCUUUUAUUUACUCAACUAUCUCUCUGUUGUUAAAAUUGUUUUCCUUUGGAUAUCUACAAAAAUGAGACAAAAGUAUAGGUUUUCCUCCUUUGCAGUGACAAGAAAGUGCAGAUAAUAAGGCUUAUAGGUGCUGGGAUAUUUACUCUUAUAAUUUGCUUUGUUUAAAAAGCUCUGCAGUUAAAUGGCUCGUCCAAAUCUUAUCAACGAAUGUAUUGCACCAUCAUAAAUUUAAACCACUUUUUAAGAGUAACCAUUAAUGAUAAUUAUCUAAAAACAUUUUUAGCUCGUCUGUUUUUCGAAGAAAAAAAGUCGAGUUAUUGUGAUAGCCUUGGCGUCGUCGGCGUCGUCUGCGUCUGCGUCUGCGUCUGCGUCGUCGUCGUCGUCCAAAAACUUUAACCUUACCUCAUAACUCAGACGAGCGUUGGCACCCACUCCGCGGUGCUCUUGUUAUUAGAUUUAUGAUCUUUCAGUUAAAGAAAAUUUGGUUUUACAACUAAACGUUUGAAUUUAUUUGUAACACUGACUUCGAUCUAAUGCUAUUUCGUCAUACACUUGUUGAUAACAGGACCCAUCCCCCUGUGUUUUGUUCUAAAAGCACUUUUUGCCAUACAAAGAUAUAAAUAGACGACAUGAUAGGUUAAUUUAUUAAACACAUUUUUUCAUGAGUUUUAUGCGUUAAAGUUUUAAAAGUUUGUUAAGUUUUGGUAUUUGAUUAUUAAUUUUUGAGUCAUUGUAUCUAUGUAUGUUUUUCAAUUGUUUUUCCACUAAGUGGUUAUGCAUAUUGACCCCACUUGGAAUCCAGCUAAUGUCCAGGGGUCGACACUAAGUCUCUUUCCCGGGGAUCAUUAAUGGACACCAACAGUUGAAAUCAAGUGUUCUUUCCUGAAGUCAGGUUUCCCACCGACACUGAAUUGUCCUUUUAAGUUUUACCAAAUUUUCACAUAUAUUACUAUUACUUCUAUGACUAUAACAUUGCUGUCCUGAGGAAAUAUAUGACAUGUAGGUUUUGGUGUCUCAUGAAAUUUGGUGUCAGGGCCCAAUUUCUGGUAACUUCUUCAGUCCCUUAUAACAGGAUUAAGCUAAGCUUGCUAUUUUUGUUUUUCAAUAAUUUGUGUAAUAUUAACUUCUUAACUUUUUAUACUUUCGAUAGGAAUUAAAUUUAUGAUUAACACUAUAAACCAUUUUCCUUUCAUAAAAAUUCAAUUUAAGUAUGUAUUUUAGCUAAUUGAAAUAAGCCUAUUAAGCUUAAGAAGUUUCGAGAAAUCUGGGCCUGAGAAUCCUGGGACCUUUAAAGUGUUGAACGCUAAUUAUUGUCAUUUGUUUGAAAAGUACACAGUCCUCUUGAAGUCCAAUGCAAUGUCAGUGAGAUCUAACAUCUAUCAGAUUAUUAAUUCACUUAUUACCUUGAAAAUAAUGUAUAAGUUUUAGUUUUGGUAAAUACUCCUGUUACUUAUAUAGGUCUGAAACGAAAAUAAUAAUAAUAAUAAUAAAAGUAAUAAUAUCAUUUAACUAAGGCUAUUGCUUGCUAUAGCUAGUGCCUGAAUUACUAACUCUGUCCAUUUGAUCAUGCAUACUGUUGAGAAUUUACCAUCAACAUUAUCAUGAUAUAAGCAGCUGUUUUUGUAAAAUAUAUUUUUUCUCCCAUUGUUAUUUGCAUACUAUUUUUUAUUGUUUUAAGAAAGAGAUUACAAAGAACACAAUAUAUUUUAGAAAGAGCUAAAAAAAAUAGAAUACAAAAUUGUAUUCAAAUCAUUCAUUUCAUCUCAAGACAAAAAUGUGGCCAUAAAGAAACAUUGAUUACAGGUUUUAAAUUUUCAAGCCUUCACCCUUGGAAGGUUUUUUGCCUUGUUGAAAUGUUGCUUUUUAUAUGUUUUGUACUGAAGGCCACAAUUUUCAUUGGAAGUCUUGUACCUAUUUUGGAACUUGAGCCCAUUUUUAGGGGGUAACAUACAUGUACUACCAAACUUCCUUCAACGGAAGCCCUGUACUUUGUGCAUAUUGAAUUGUAAGGAAUGUAUUUAGUAUUUGUUCUUCUUAUAAACAAAUAUGUCUCAAUUAUAUCUACUAGUUAAAAACCACCGUGCAAUUUGUGAUUUAAUGUUUAUAUCAUAACAUGUAUUUUUUAGCUUUCAUGCAUUAAAUUUUAAGACUUCAUGCAGUAUUGAGAUGGGUAUUGUACAUUUAGUCUUGGACAUAGGCAUUUUAGAACUAGUGCCCCUUAAUCAAUCUCAAUAGUUUUGUCUCAUAUUUUUAUAUUUAGAAUAAAAUUAUUGAUGAGAAGCAUAUUUAUAUUUGUAUGUUUAUGUUUGUAUUACUUUCUUGUUCUGAUUUGGUUCCUUUAGAACAAUUUACACUGGAUUAUUUCAUUACAUUUUACAAUUACAAGGAUAUUUUCGCAUGCAAAUUUUGUAACAAAUAAUUUGAACUGUAUUCAUCUGGUUUGUUAACAUAGUAAGGGCAUUUCAAAGGCAAAUUCUUAAUUUUGACCUGUGUAUUUGUUAUUGAUUGCGAAAAAAUAUUGGUAGCAUUAUUGGGCCUCUUCAUGGCGUUUUAUUAACCUUCUUAAAACAUGUCGUGAAAAUGAGAGAACCUUUUAGCGCAUGUUUUUUUAAAAAAAUAAACAACUUCUGAAAUUUUAACAAAUUCUUUCAGAAAAAAAAAUUGUGUUUGUAAAGGUCAUCCUAUAAGAUCAUCUGACAGCAUGGUGUAGUAGAUAGGAUCUUGAAAUGAUCCCUGUUCGAUCUUUGCUGGUCUAACUUUUUUUUUUCUUCUAUUCUAUGAAUUGUUUCAUUACGCUACAACAUAUCACAUUGAUUAAAAAAAUCUGAUAUACACGUGAUUACAUUGAACUACAGGUAAUACACGUGAGUACAUGGAACUACAGGUAAUCGGCCUUAAAGGCGAUAAGAUUGCUCUUCUUACAAAUCAGUUGCUUAAAAGGGGAAAUAUAGGGCUUUGAAGUUGUGCUGUUGUAAUUGUUUUAGAUUUUAUUUUUGUUUAAAUAUGUACAUUACAUGCUUGCAUUAUUUCUAUUGUAGUAAAUUCUGUACAUUUUCUUGUCGAUUUGCGUAUUUGGUGAUGCUUGUCACAUUUGAAAUGUUGGUUUAUGUCUUAAACAAAUCCAAAGAUUCUUUUUGUGAAAGACACCCAUAUAUAAGACCUUUUCAACCAUUUUAAUAAACUUUGAACCUAA
This is a messenger RNA of Mya arenaria, 4549 nucleotides long. RefSeq names its product S-adenosylmethionine decarboxylase proenzyme 1-like. The record is from RefSeq and is a predicted model, not a curated record. Gene Ontology annotation, molecular function: adenosylmethionine decarboxylase activity. Gene Ontology annotation, biological process: spermine biosynthetic process; spermidine biosynthetic process. The coding region runs from base 47 to 1039 and encodes 330 amino acids. The transcript has 9 exons. Gene Ontology annotation, cellular component: cytosol. NCBI's taxonomy places the organism in Eukaryota, Metazoa, Mollusca, Bivalvia, Myida, Myidae.